AUGCCUCCCAAAGCGUCUGGCAAGGCUGCAAAGAAGGCCGGUAAGGCGCAGAAGAAUAUUUCCAAAAGUGAUAAGAAGAAGAAGCGAAAGAGGAAGGAGAGCUAUGCUAUAUACAUUUAUAAAGUUCUGAAGCAGGUGCAUCCCGAUACCGGUAUCAGUUCGAAAGCUAUGAGCAUAAUGAAUAGCUUUGUUAAUGACAUCUUUGAACGAAUCGCGGCUGAGGCGUCUAGACUGGCCCAUUAUAACAAGAGAUCUACGAUAACUAGUAGGGAGAUUCAGACCGCUGUACGGUUAUUGCUGCCAGGAGAAUUGGCGAAGCAUGCAGUCAGUGAGGGGACGAAGGCUGUUACAAAGUACACGAGCGCAAAGUAA
Messenger RNA from Cryptotermes secundus, 372 nucleotides. Its product is annotated as histone H2B. Gene Ontology annotation, cellular component: nucleosome. Gene Ontology annotation, molecular function: structural constituent of chromatin; protein heterodimerization activity; DNA binding. The record is from RefSeq and is a predicted model, not a curated record. The coding region runs from base 1 to 372 and encodes 123 amino acids. The transcript has a single exon. Lineage: Eukaryota; Metazoa; Arthropoda; Insecta; Blattodea; Kalotermitidae.